GGGCACUAUGGAAACCUAAACCUGGGGAGAGUUGCUAGGGGCAAGUUAAGAGGGCAGAGCCCCACUGACCCCUGCAGAAGUGGGGAUGGGGAAGGAGAGUGGGAUAGACUGUGUAUAAAUAGCAGGCCUGUUUUUAUCCCUACACACGGGCUGAAUCAGGCAAGCAGCUCUAUUUGGCACAAUUUGAGGGCUCUGAAUGCCAACCCAGCCCUGUGUCAUACAACUCCCGUCCCAGCAUGUCCCUGGGAGCUGAAAUGCCUACUGGGAGAGUCAUUUCUUUGGGUUGGGACUUCGACUCUAGAAGACCCCUGUAAAAAAUCCAUACGUUGGAAGAGAAAGACAUCAAUCUCCUGGCACCUGUUGAAUAUGGCAACUUAGGCUAGCCAGCUGGGUCCUGUGGGAGGGGGCUCAGCUUUUAUGUUGGAGAAGAAGGUGGUGUUCAAAGGCAAGGAAAAGUAGGAGGCUUGUUUCACAGCCUGUGUCUCUCCAUUCCCAGAAGCCUGGGAAUUAUAAUCCAUAGUUCAAAAAUCCUAAUGGAGACUAUAUCCUCUGGGAUAAAGAUGGGGAGAAGCCAUUCCAGUGACUGGAAGACUACUACUAAUUUCCUUUGCUUUUGCUGCAUUGAUACCAGGUGCCUGCAACUGCAACUCUGGCAAAGAAGGGAGUUUCUGAAGCUCAGAAGAUGACGUGGGUGCAGAUCCCUGGUUUAGAGCAGGGAUGACCGGAGGGACCGGCCUGGAAGAGAGGAAGAAACGAAGGGUGUCCGAGGGCGAAGCGAAGCUUAGCAGUCACAAGGCUGCAGCACGACAAGCAUUUGGGGAAAGGUAGGAGCUGGUCCUCGCCACCUGCCGGUCAGCAGUCCUACCCACAGUCAGGCCGCGGCUGCCCUGGCCUAGUCCCAAAAUAUGUGAGCGCCGCCCCCUUCUCCCGCCCCUUUUCCCCGCCGCGCCCACGGGGUCGGGGGCUGAGCUGCCGGCGCCGGGAGCCGGGCGGGCGUCCCAGCCCAGGAGAAAGGGGGGAGGGGGGGCGGGGAGGAGCCUCGGCGCCUCCCGGAGCCUUAUUCCCCGCCGCGCGCCGGGGAGCGCUCAGUCUACCGAGGGAGCUGCGCGAGGCACGCAGCUGGCCAGCGUGACUGAGGCACCAGGGCUCGCGCGGAAGGACAGACGGGGUGAAUACAGAGACGCCCAGUGGCCGCGAGCUCCGCGCAGAUCCCAGGCAGGCUUGUACCCAGAGGCCAGGAGCAGACCGUGCCAGGCAGGAUCUCCUCCGCUCCUCCCGCCCGGCUCCCGUGCCAGCGCCCGGCGGCCGCCGCCUCCAAAGCGAUCGCUGCCUCGCCACCUCCGCCGGAUCCGGCACCAUGAAGCUGCUGCCGUCGGUGGUGCUGAAGCUCUUUCUGGCUGCAGUGCUCUCGGCGUUGGCGACCGGCGACAGCCUGGAGCGGCUUCGGAGAGGGCUGGCGGCUGGAACCAGCAAUCUGGACUCCCCUACUCAAUCUGCGGAUCAGCUGCUGCCCCCGGGAGGUGGCCGAGGCCGAGGCCGGGACGUCCUGGACUUGGAAGAGGCAGAUCUGGACCUUUUCAGAGCUGCUUUCUCCUCCAAGCCACAAGCUCUGGCCACACCGAGCAAGGAGGAGCGUGGGAAAAGAAAGAAGAAAGGCAAGGGGUUAGGGAAAAAGAGAGACCCGUGUCUUCGGAAAUACAAGGACUUCUGCAUCCAUGGAGAAUGCAAAUAUGUGAAGGAUCUCCGGGCUCCAUCUUGCAUCUGCCACCCGGGUUACCAUGGAGAGAGGUGCCAUGGGCUGAGCCUCCCAGUGAAAAAUCGUUUAUAUACAUAUGAUCACACAACCAUCCUGGUUGUGGUGGUUGUGGUGCUGUCAUCUGUCUGUCUGCUGGUCAUCGUGGGGCUUCUCAUGUUUUGGAAUCAGCUGGGGACUGCUACCUCUGAGAAGAUACAAGUUGACCGCAGACUCUGCAGAGGGGAAGGACUUCACAACUAGCCAUGAAGAUUCCUUCAUCCCCAGUUGCCAUCUAGAUUGGGCCUCCCAUAAUUGCUUUGCCAAAAUACCAGAGCCUUCAAGUGCCAAACAGAAUAUAUCCAGUGGGAUCUGGGUCAGAAGAAAGCAAAAAUGAGGGACCUUUGUGCCCUUUUGAUUCUCCUCCACCAAGCCCUACUUACCCCCAUAAGUUUGUUUAAACACUUAUCUUCUGGAUUAAAAUUCCAGUUAAAUUCCGUAUGCUCCAGGAUCUUUGACUGAAAAAAAAAGAAGGAGAGGAAGAAAGAAAGAUUCGGGGACUGGAAGAAAGUAAUAAAGGUUGAGAAGCCAUGUACUCAAGAAGCCGCCAAGGGAUCUGCCAUUUGGACCCUCCAGUGCUGGAUUUGAUGAGUUAACUGUGAAAUACCAUUAACCUGAGAACUCUGAAUUUUGGGACUUCUACCCAGAUGGAAAAAUAACAACUAUUUUUGUUUGUUUGUUUGUUUGUUUGUAAAAUGCCUCUUAAAUUAUAUAUUUAUUUUAUUCUAUGUAUGUUAAUUUAUUUAGUUUUUAACAAUCUAACAAUAAUAUUUCAAGUGCCUAGACUGUUACUUUGGCAAUUUCCUGGCCCUUCACCCCGCAUCCCCCACCAUCUGGCUCAGCAUUACUCUCCUCUGCCGCGAAUGUGAGAUGGCUCUGUGACCCAUCUGUAGUAAUCUAUUGUCUGUCCGCAAUUCUGAAGAUCUUCCAUGAUCAGAGUGCCACAGGGGGAGUUCUGUAUGGUCAGGAUGUAGGAAUUAACUUUGUCAGAUCCACUCUAUGAGUUGGACUGCAGUCUUGCCUAGGCGAUUGUCUACCGUUUGUGUUUUGAAAGCCCAAGGUGCUGAUGCCAAGCUGUAACAGAUAUCGGUAUUCCCCUGUGUCCUCUCCCUGCCCACUCUCAGAAGAGGUUGGGCUUCCAUGCCUGCAGCUUUCCUGGCCCCUCACCCUCCAUGGGCCCAGGUCCACAGAGUGGGAACUCACUGUCCCUUGUGUCAAGACAUUUCUCUUACUCCUGCCAUUCUUCUGGUGCUACUCCACGCAGGGGUCAAUGCAGCAGAGGAUAAUCUAGAGAAGGUAUUAGCAAAGGAAAAGGCUGAGGAGGAAUAGGAAACAUCGCAGCUGAUUGUUCUUAGUAAUUGAUAACCUACCAAUUGCUACAGAGAAGGUUGGAGGUGAGGGUGGAUUUUGUGUAGACCCACCCACCUCACCAAAACUACAAAGAUAUGCUGUCAUGGUCCCUUCUGGAAGUUGCUGGUGCCAUUACUGAACUGUUACAAACCUGUAUUUCCAAACCUGGUUCAUAUUUAUACUUUGCAAUUCAAAUAAAGAUAACCCUU
Messenger RNA from Hippopotamus amphibius kiboko, 3351 nucleotides. RefSeq names its product heparin binding EGF like growth factor (gene HBEGF). Gene Ontology annotation, biological process: positive regulation of cell population proliferation; epidermal growth factor receptor signaling pathway; positive regulation of mitotic nuclear division. The transcript has 6 exons. Lineage: Eukaryota; Metazoa; Chordata; Mammalia; Artiodactyla; Hippopotamidae. Bases 1358 to 1996 code for a protein of 212 amino acids. Gene Ontology annotation, molecular function: heparin binding. The record is from RefSeq and is a predicted model, not a curated record.